GCGGUUACAAUCUAGGCUGUUCACCGUAUAUUUGUUGCCUUAUGAAUGAACACAUUUUCUUACUGGUGCGAUACAACAGAAUUUACAUGAAAAAUCAUAAAAACAAAAGCUAAAUUAUUCUUAACACAUUUCCUAGAUGUCUCUCUAUCCACACAUUCCGCUGUUCUGGAAGAAACUCCAGUCCGCAUUUUAUGCAGACCAGGCAUGACUUCUGGCUGAAUAUCGCAGGUAACUUUUCCUCUCACGUCUUUUGCCCCCCGAUUCCUUAGCCAGACUCCAGUUCCAGUUUCCACAGGUGGUUGGCGGCGUCCUCUCCCGGUUUUGUCUGCGCUUUUAGCACGUUUAAGCCAGUGUCCGUGUUUCAAGGAGAAGACAAUAACUCAGCAUCCUCUGUAAUGCGUAAUGGGACCGCUGUAGGGCAAUCCCCGAAUUAAAGCAGCUGAAAUUUUGCGGGGAUUUUUGACCUUGCAUAUUGAAAAGUGGCUUUUUGAUCUGCCGUCAUUUGCAUUUAUUUGUUUUUUUACUCGAAAGAAGAUGCCUUUUUACCAACGGACAGUGGGACCCGCAUGCGUGUGCAGGUUGAAGAAAGAGGAUGGUAAAGUUGCCAUGCUGAGUAACCGUGGCGAUACCUUCCUGGGGCUGGAGAACCACAGACGCCCAAAUGGAAAGACAACCUUAUUUACCUCUCUGGAGGAGGUCUGUAAUCACACGCUGACCAACGUCCUCCGUCAACUUUCCGAUCUAUCGCGACAUGCAAGCAGCAUGUUUUUGGACAUAGAGACAGAAACAAAGUUGCUAAUGAGGAGGUCUGAAAAAAUGAGAGUUCGCCUGGAGAGCUUGCAGGAUACAGUACGCAAACUUGAUCACAAGAAGGCACAGUUUUCGAUCUCCAGCUUGGACGAGGAAAGCAAAUGGACGGUGCACUAUGCGGCCCCCUGGCACCAGCAGGAGAACGUCUUCCUGCCCUGCACACGGCCAGCCUGCGUGGAGGACCUGCACCGUCAAGCCAAGGUCAACCUCAAGACCGUGCUCAGAGAAUGUGACAGGCUGAGGAAAGAUGGCUUCUGUAGCUCUCAAUACUACUCUCAGGGCCCGGCCUUCUCCUCUUGCAACCUCUCCGACGGCGGUCUCCCCAACCGUGAGGACACCAGUAAGAAAUCUGCAAUGUCCUCUGCCGAGGAAGAAAGGUUGAUGUGCUCCAUGAGACUACAGAGCCCUCUGCUGGAGGAGUACCACACCAACGGGCAGAUGCACUGGAGCAAAACACUACCGCUGCCCACCCCUGAGGAGAAGAUGAGGCAGCAGGCCCAGUGUGUGCCCAUCGAUAUCAUCCCCAUAAAUGUCACUGGGGAGAAUUUUGAUCGGCAGGCCAGCAUUCGGCGUUCCUUAGUUAACAUGGACACUCUGGUCAGGCGGGCUAAGAAGGUCAAAAGGAGAAAGACAAUAACAGGUGUCCCAGACAACAUCCAGAAGGAACUAGGGACCGGCGAAUGCCAUUCUCCUUCAAUGUGCAUACCAAGUCAGUACUUCACAUUGGGUCGUGUCGGUAGUGUUGGUUCAGCCUUGCGACGUUCCGGCACCCGUGAUUCCAGUUGUCAGACAGAGGACACAAAGAUCGUGCCUCCAUCCAUGAGAAGGAUCCGGGCGCAGAAGGGUCACGGCAUAGCUGCUCAGAUGGCUAACCUCUCCAAUUCCUCCACGGGCAGCAUCUCCACCAUCAGUAACAGCACAUGCACCAUCUUUGCCUCACAACUAAAUAGAGGUGACCAGCGUUGCUACAGCCUACCCCGCCAGGGAACCCGCACCUCCCUGCAAGGAGAGCCCAAUUACACCAGCACCUCUACUGGGACAGAGGACUGCAUUGUAGGUACUCUGUCACACCAGAUCAGCAAGCUUCAAACAGAAAUGCGGGUAGCACCUUUAAGGACCAUCCAAAGGACUGACUCACGACUGUACACCAGUAAUCAAGAACGGAGGGAGUUCAUGAGUUGUGAGACUCUGGCGAGCCCUACCUCCUUAGCCUCUCCACAUGGCACCUGCUCAGUCUUGCUCAGCAGUAACAGUCUGCUAACCUCCUCAGUUGAAGGUGUAUCUAGCAUUGAAGCAAUUGAACAGUGUGCAAUACCCAUAAACUCGGUGUCGUCCUACCAUACGAACAAGCCUCUCGGAUCUCCUCGGAUCAAAGAAGAGCAACAUCCUUCUUCCUUAACCUCAGUCAUUACACCAUGCCGCUGUGAUUCAGCGGUAUCUCUCAGCACUGGCACGCUCACAGAAACAGAGUCUCAGUGCAGUAACCCAGAUGGCAUGAAAAGUUACUGUAGCAAGGACACCCAGAGUGAGUCUAGCUACUCCUACGGAAGUCUUCAGAGCUGUAGCCCUCCAGAGAAGUGGAACUACGACACCCUGCCUAAAAAACCCCUCCGUUCUAGUUGCUCCACCCCCAUCAAUCACAUAUGUAGCAAUUCAGAGCACCCUUCAAAAAAGGCAGAGUCGUUUCCGCCAUUCUCCUUUGACAAUGAUGCCAACUACACUUCCAUGAACCUGGACUCGGGGCACAAGUCAUGUAGCUACAAUAGCAUCAACGGUGUGGACCAUAUGAAGCAUUGUAUGUAUGAGUGCAAAGAACACAACAGGCAAGAUGACCAGAUUAGCCUUUGCAGCAAUAAGUCCCUAUCCCGCAGUAUCUCCCUUCGCAAGGCUAAAAAACCACCACUCCCUCCAACCCGUACUGACUCCUUGCGACGAAAAUCAGAGAAACAUUCCGAAUUCAAAGUGACAAAUCCUCAGGCUAAUAGUCCAGUCUCGAGUGAGACACUGAUUGCCACCCUCCAAGAGUCUCUGCAUCUGAGCCUAAAAAGCAACAACGCAUCAUCUCCUGCCCAAAGCCCGUCCAGUGAUCGUGAGGAUCCGUGGCUGCUACGUUCCCGUAGCCAGAGCAGCAUCAGUGAUUGCAGUAGCCUGGUAUCUCCUUCCAGUGGGAACCUCUACUCCAUCUGCCCCAUCACACCAUCACAGAGUGACAGCAGCAGCUUGCGGCCAGAUUGGGCCGAGUCCUUAGCCAGUAAUGGAGACUCUCCUGAACUGCGAGCUGAGCAGCUAUAUUUUCCUGAAAUUCAACCCAGUUAUGUUGGUGGGUCUCCACUCUCCCAAGAGGAGCUCCACUCAGACUGUAAAAAGCAUCUGUCUCUAGCCCUAAACGGGACCUUGGUAGAUAAGACAAAGAGACUCUCAUUACCAGAAAAGAUGAAUCACUUAACAUCCCCGUCUAGUGGUCUUUCUAGCCAGGUCAGCACCCUGCCUUCCCUCAAGAAGUUCCGGUCUCCUGCAAGGCCAAGGUCUAAGCCUAAAGUCCCUGAGAGAAAAUCCUCUCUUUUGUCUUCUGUGUCUGUCUCUCCCAUUGCCACACCCGUAUCUGCUGGUUCCCCUGACCCCACAAAGAAACUCCAGCUGGUCCACUCUAGCUCUCCCAUGCCAGCAGCACUGACUACCAACUCUACUCAGCACACCUUGAUAACAACCACUACCUUACUCUCUGCUGCUACUUAUCCUGAUUCAAGUCCUUUCAAGGUACCUGGGCAGAACUUUCCUCCAUCUGUGCUACCAAUUAACCUUGAGAAGAUUUGCACCACUACCCAUGUGUCUACACCUUCUUCACCUAAACCAAUCAUUUCUGAAUUACUAGAUAAAAAUUACUCAAGUCCUGCUACACUACCUCUUCCUCCACCAUACCAAUCUCCACCUCCUCUUUUACCUGUCAGUGGUUCCACCUCUCAACUCUCACAUAAGUCUUUGAGGAAUCAGGCAGAAGUCUCAGCUCAAAGCCCAAAAUGUGAUUUCAGUACUGUAAAUACCUUGGGCACAGAUGAUUCAUUUGAUGGGAAGAUGGAUAGUAUCAGCUACUUUCUGAAGCCCCUGAUCACUGCCCAGGCUUUGCAAAUGGUGCAGCUUCGGCCUGUUGAAAAGGUGGACAGAUUUAAUAACACUGAUGAAGAAUGGAAAGAUAAUGAGAAAGAAGGGAAAACUGAAAAACCUGAAGCGAUAAAUAUAUUACCAGGUCCUUCCAAUGUGAUUCAACAGUCAUCGUCACUGGUGAUUCAGUCCCUGCCGGAUUACUCAAAAAACUCCAGUCUUUCUGAGGACACACUUGGCAGAUUUAUCAUGAAUGGCCAAACUGAAGACCUUGAGCCCCUGGAGUUGACACCUAUUGAGGAGGAUUUCCCAGACAAGUCAUUUCCUCCUACUCAAGAGGAAGAUCACUCCUCAAAUCCAUUGGAGAUUUUGCAAAUUUCCACAGUCAAGCAAAAAAAUUCUCCCUCUCCCAAAAAACCCAAACUCACCUUAACUUUGCCUCCAAUUCUUCCAUUGCUUGUUGUGGAGCACACUGGUCCACAGGUGGUUAGCCUUGAGAAGUUAUCCAUUUUGGAUCCCAUAGAUAAUUGUCCACAACUUCUGCUGGUGGAAGGUGAGGACAACUAUAGGAAUGAUGACAAAGAUGAGGACUCUGGGAGUCUCCCACCUCUAGCCAGCCAAGAAGACUUCUUGACCAGCCAACACUCCAGAGAAAAUUCCCCAGCCCUUGAGCAUGAUCUCACCAUAAAGGCGGAAGAGUUGGCUAUUUGUGACGAAAGGAACAUGUCAGAUGGAGAUGCUGAUGCUGCAAGCAGCACUUCAGACUCCUUCAGCUCCAAGGAAGAGGAUGAUGGUGAGGUGUUCGACUUCAUCUCCUCGGCUCGGGCUGAGACACACGGAGAAGAGCCAGAAGACAUGGUGACUCCCACGCGGCCUCGCACGACUGAAGACCUCUUUGCCGCAAUACACAGGUCUAAACGUAAAGUUCUGGGUUGGAGGGAGUCUGAGGAGGAUCGUCCUCGGGUCCACUCCUCCUCGCCUCCCGUCACGCCCACAGGUGUCUCCCCGGGCUUGGCCUCCCGCCAGCCCACCUCCAUCCAGCGCAGCCUCCGCAAGACCACCAGCAAUGACAGUUUUAAGGCACUGCUCCUGAAGAAGGGCAGCCGCCCCGAAGGCGGCUUCCGCAUGUCCGCUGCCGAAAUCCUCAGAAGCACCGACCCCCGGCAUCAGAGGGCCCAGUCGGACUCCGCCCUGGAGUCCCCUUCCUCGGGCCCCGGCAGCCCCUGCGACUCUCCGGGCCACGGCCACAGGACGCCCGAGGAGUGGGCCCGCACCGAGGGUCUGCUGCCCCGCUUCUCCCCGGUGUUCCUGAGCAAUCGGCAUGGGCGCUCGAGCACGCCGCCCUCUGCUGCCAGCAGCAGGUACAACGCCCGCAACCGCAUCCUCAGCAGCCCAAUGACCGCCAUCAGCGAACGGGAGGGUGAGCUAGCUGAGGCCGCAGACUGCUGCGGAACCCCUGAGAGCAGGACUCCGCCAGGGACACCGCCCAGCCCCAUCUCCACACCACAGGACAAAGACGGUACUUCACGUGAGGACGGCAGGUAGAAAAGCACUUUAGUUGCCCCCGUUCAAGGGCAGAUAGAACUCUCUCAGUGCCCAGGGGAGUAGUCUUAAUCAGACCACCAGGCUUGGACACUCAUGGUGCUUUUACUGGUCAUAAAUAAUGGGAGGCCAGACCCUAGUAUCCAUAACAGAAUCCAUGGUGCUUAGUCUGAAACAUAAAGCAAUUCUGCUGCAGCUUUAAUUCCACCCAGUCGCUCAUUUUGUAUGAAAAUGUGUACAUUGCUUAAAGCAACAGCACACUUCCAAAGCCGACGUAGCCUGACGUUCAUUUAGCAGAGCAUAGUUUUUGUAUUUCAUGAUCGAAAGCUUAAAGCACUUGUAAUGUUAAACAUGAAAAAAAUUAAUUAAGGAAGAGGUACGUGUGAGGAAGGAAGAGUAAAGUGAAAAGUUGGUUCUUGCCGCACUGAUUCUUCGACAACGGAACAGGGUUGAAUUUUGAGGCCGCUAGUUAGCAUGUUGUAUUGAAUGGAGGAAAAUAAGGGUUUGCGCUACAAGUCUUGCUUGCGCUCCUGUAUGAUCCCACGCUGAGACUUAAACAGCAUAGCAUUUCUUUCCUUUCGAGAGGAUAAAGCAGCAGCACAGCUGUUCUGUCUUUUGCUUUGACCACACUUGGGCUUUAAGCCCCUGAAUUUGGCCAGCGAAGCUGAGAUUUUGGUGCUGAAUGUCCAGAUGCAACUGAAAGGAGAGGUAUCGUGAAAAGCCAGGUUUGAGGAGGAAGCGUAGAGGGAUGGUGGUCAAGGUUUAGUUCCAAGACUGGUUUGAAGAGCUUGAUUUCUAGUUUGUAGAUUUUGCACUGUUUUGUUCUUUGUAUUUUAUGUUUCAGGAAUAUUAAAAUGUAUUCUUGUUUUUUCGUUAAUUUGAAAUAAAAUAAUUUGGAAAAGAAUUUUGAAGGAAAAAUCUGUGAAGAUUUGGUUACCAAAGGGUGCAAUUCAGCGUGUGAUUCCUCCCCAAGCCCAAAUUCAAAAUGAUUGCAAUAACCUUUUCUUUUUUUGCGGGGGUCAGAAUCAGCAGCUGUAUGAAGCUUAUGCUGCACUACCUGUAUGCGUUUUCUAAAAUGUGCACGCUUAUUGCAAAUAAAUAUAGGCAUUAAUAUCGCAUUGUCACAUUUCCUCCAAUGAGGAAUUUAAUUUUAUUACCAUUACUUCUCUGUACUGUUGUUCACAACAUUGUGUUCAAAAUGCACAUUAUUUUGAAAUGUUUGUAAUACUCUAGAUGAGUAGAAAUGUCUGGGGGGGCAUACUUAAGUGGGCUUUUGUCAGUACUUUAAGCUAAAACGACGUUAUCCCAAACCCUGAAUCCAGUUGUCUUUAGUUGACUGUCAUACAUUUCUCUCCCUUUAGCCAGCCUCUGCACAGCAUGUCUGUAAUCAAGUAACAGAUGUGUCCUGUUGGCAGUAAAUAAAUGGUAAAUAAAAUUA
Molecule: messenger RNA, 6889 nt
Organism: Paramormyrops kingsleyae
Lineage: Eukaryota; Metazoa; Chordata; Actinopteri; Osteoglossiformes; Mormyridae
Product: NHS-like protein 1
Biological process (GO): cell differentiation
Source: RefSeq, a predicted model, not a curated record